Mycetomoellerius zeteki is the source of this 366-nucleotide messenger RNA. RefSeq lists its product as uncharacterized. The record is from RefSeq and is a predicted model, not a curated record. NCBI's taxonomy places the organism in Eukaryota, Metazoa, Arthropoda, Insecta, Hymenoptera, Formicidae.
AUGAUCGUCACGCGAUUUGGACGAAGGUCGACGACGCCCGAGGGUAGUAGGGACUCCCGCGGUAGGUUGGUUCUUCGGAAAACGUGGCGGAGCGUUGGUUACCAUGCAAUGCCAGCUGGGAUUGGUCGAGUUUGGUGGGCGAAGAGAGAUCAAUACUGGGAGGCUUUCGACAUGGAGAGGCGUAGGCCGGUGUGUUCACCACGAGGAACGAGGACCGGGAUUAACGGCUGCUACUGGCACGACCUUGAUUGUGACCUUAACCUUGAUAACGCCCUUGAGCGAGAUACAAAAGCCCGUCGUCGUCGUAUCGGCAACGACGGGAAUUUCCGCACCGGAAAAUUCGUCGCCACAUGUAACUCCCUGUAG